Penicillium chermesinum is the source of this 2349-nucleotide messenger RNA. RefSeq names its product fungal specific transcription factor domain-containing protein. Bases 1 to 2349 code for a protein of 782 amino acids. Gene Ontology annotation, cellular component: nucleus. Gene Ontology annotation, biological process: positive regulation of transcription from RNA polymerase II promoter by galactose; DNA-templated transcription. Gene Ontology annotation, molecular function: zinc ion binding; DNA-binding transcription factor activity, RNA polymerase II-specific; RNA polymerase II cis-regulatory region sequence-specific DNA binding. The record is from RefSeq and is a predicted model, not a curated record. The transcript is spliced from 4 exons. Lineage: Eukaryota; Fungi; Ascomycota; Eurotiomycetes; Eurotiales; Aspergillaceae.
AUGUUCCCCGGAGUCCACUACAUUGUCUACCGCAGGUUGAAGUUUCGUACUUUAUCUCCUCUCAUACCGCCUUGGAUACCUGUGUCUCAUGCCAGAAGCUCAGUAAAGCACUGGAGGAAAACACUCCAACGAGAUCAUGUGACCUCGGAAAUACGGAUAAAGCCACUGCGGAGAGACAAUUGCUGUCUGGCGAAGAAUCUUGCUCCGUGCUGUGGUGUUCCUAUGCGCUUUCAGAAUGAAAGAAGGAUCAGCGACCCCUGCGACUGUUUGGCGGAUUCCCAAGGCGUGCCAAGAAUGUCGCAAACGCAAGGUUCGCUGCGACGGCCAAGAACCGUGAGACGCCGAGCGCUGCCCCGAGCAGACUAUGGACUAAUUGUAUUCAGGUGCAAGACAUGCCUGCAGCGGCAAACCCCAUGCAUCUACAGACAGCUUGUCAGACAACGCAGAAAGAGGAGCGAAAUUGAAAGAGAUGAGCUUUUGCGUCAAGCCUCUGGCACGAAAAGACUCUCCCAGCGACGUGCGCUGUCAUCAGUAUCGAAUUUCUCACGCAGUGUAUCAGCCACACAUAUGGCAUCGCCUUCAUGUGAGAUGCAGCUUUACUAUGGGCCCACGUCCUACUUCUCCUUGAUGCAGCAUAUCUACAGUGACUUGGUAUCUCACCCAGCUGCUUAUCGUGGCCCUACACAAGAAGUCGAAGAAGCAAGUGCUGGACUGGACCUGUUCAGCUUUCGUCGGGUCUUCUUUGGAACCCCAGAGAAAUCGGAGGCCGUAGAUGCAUCGAACAGAGGUGAUAUGUCUUUCACUUUUUUACCAGAUGGUCUGGCGAGGUUCUUUCUCGCACGGUUCCUCUCCACGCUUCAUCAAGUGAUCCCCUAUAGAACCCAGGCCGAUCUCGAGGGCUCCUUAGAUCGGCUCUAUAGCCCGGUUCCCGAUAAUCAUUUAGAUCCAUCAUCACAGGCUACUGUCUUGAUUAGCCUGGCGAUAGCCUCUCUCGGCACGGAGCACUUUGCUUGGGCGGAUAUUCUCUAUGAGCGGGCUAAAGCUUGCCUUGUACCUUAUGACGAUGUGGUGAAUAUUCAAGCCGUCCAAAUAUCCCAUAUGAUGAUAAGUCGGCCAAACGCUGCAUUUUUGCUCCUAGGAACGGCUUCUCGUAAAGCUGUGGCCGCUGGCUUGCACAAAGAAGGCUCUCACAACGAUACCCAGUCUCCGGAGAUCAUCGAAGCACGACGAAUCACUUUCUGGUCCUUAUAUGUCUAUGAAACGUGCGUUCCAUUCUUAAGUUUCUCUCUUGUCGCCCCUAACCUUGGAAACUUUGAUAGGUGGUUUUGCUUUCAUACAGGUCGACCCAAUUCAUUAUUUUCCAAAGACAUAUCAAUAGAGCUUCCAAGGGACCCUUUUGUGAGAUUGCUUGCUCAUCUCUCCAAGACAAUAUCUCGAUCCACCGACGAGAUAUAUGGCCAAUGUCAUGAAUCGUUAUUGCAUAUGUGGCGUGUAGCCCGCUCCAUCGAAAAAGACACCCGCAGCCACGAGGCACAGUUCCAACAGGUCUUUGGAUUUGGGAUAGACGCUGAAAUCAAAACAGGGGCUAUUGGUGUUCGCCAGACUGUUUUCACUUCCCUGUAUUAUCACACCUUGCUGUUGACGUUCCGCCCGUUUCUGAUGUUCCGGGGCCAUUGGCAGCGAGAGAUGCAGGUUCUCACCAAGAAGUCUACCCAUGGGGACCCGCCCCAUUCAGAAACCCCCAGUUGGUUGAAUGAAGCGUGCAAUUAUGCUAUCAACGCUGCUAGAAAAUCGAUCCAUCAUUUGAGUGAAUCAUCAAGAGUGAACGAGCUUGUCAGAGAAUUGAGGUACCAUGGGUAUUUCAUGAGUAGCUCUGCUUUCACGCUAAUUUUUGACUUGAUGCAUGAUCCCAGCGUUGCGAAUGCUCACCUGCCAUGGAUAUAUGCUUCUUUGCAUACUAUGACGACAAUGCGACACGGAGACCCCAUAAUGAGCUCAAUAUCAGCGAUACAGACAACUCUACGCAAUAUCAACCCAUCAUAUGAGUGGGUGCCUCCUUCAAGGAACAAUGGCCAAUCCUAUAGCCAGCCUGAGGGGAUCUCUGCGACUGAAUCGUCUCAGGAUACCAAUUAUUCAGCCGAAAUGUCACUGGCUGCCGAUUCCUUGACUGAACCUACUUUGUCAACACCCCAAUUGGAUGUUUCAGACCUCCAGACGCCAGAUCUCAGCUUGUCCGCUGGCUCUGCCGAUGACCUUUUUGACUUCACGCAAUCAGGUUUAGGCUGGGACCUUGAUUUUUCGACAAUGGACCUGGAAACCUUCUUUUCCAUCAACGAAUUUUCAAAUUAA